Messenger RNA from Alternaria rosae, 867 nucleotides. RefSeq lists its product as uncharacterized. The record is from RefSeq and is a predicted model, not a curated record. The coding region runs from base 97 to 867 and encodes 256 amino acids. NCBI's taxonomy places the organism in Eukaryota, Fungi, Ascomycota, Dothideomycetes, Pleosporales, Pleosporaceae. The transcript is spliced from 2 exons.
GAGGCGACCAAGGCAGACGGAAACACAUGCGGAAGCGGAUUAGUAACGUGGGUGGGAAGGGCGAGGAAGGCGUGAUGUGCGGGACUGAGAGAAGGAAUGCGAGGAAUGGCAGGCACGGCGGGCAGUCAGCGAUAUGGUUGGUCUUUUGCUAGAGUCGCACAUAAGAGGGCUGGUGGACGAUCUAGAACCUGUCCCGGAGCCGUGGCUUUGCGCGUCCUUGCACCUCGCGCCUGGCACCCUCCAGGCCCGCCGCUCGUUUUGGUGGUGACUCUGCCGGCGCUGCUAGCUGCCUGGCGCGCGUUCAAAAGGACAGCGGGCCCCGACCGGUGCUGCUGUCUCGACGUGAGGCUCGUCGUGCUGCGAGCUGGCCACAUGCUCCCAAAGACGGUCCCGCCGCCUUUCGCCUUGGACGCUGGGGCAGAGUUUGAGCGUCGAGGAACCCUGGUGGCUUCGCGCUACCCCAGUAGCCCCUUCCGCUUCGGCCCCUAUGCAAACCUCGCCCGCACAGUCGCCGCCGACGCUCACGCCUGGCCCUACGCCAUGACGACUACAGUCGCCCGUACAAACAUGCACAUUACCCUUUCGCCGUCGUCUUUUCUUUUUGCCCAUCCGCAAGUCCAUGGCCAACAUGCUUUAUUGUGGCGCCCCAAAGCUGCCUGCCUGCUGCUCAACAAUUACCACGCCGCUGCGCCCACCGACGUUCGCGCCCUCCAGCCUUCACCCAGCUUGACGUCAGCGGCUCCCGCUCUCACGCAGCGUACCGCGCCCGUUUGCUGCUCUCGCAUUCCCCAUGAAGCCGCACUGCCGUCGUGCAGCACAGCGUUUGUAGAGGGACAGCGCCGCACCGGGCUUAGCGCCGCCGCUUAA